Molecule: messenger RNA, 1413 nt
Organism: Miscanthus lutarioriparius
Lineage: Eukaryota; Viridiplantae; Streptophyta; Magnoliopsida; Poales; Poaceae
Source: the annotation of a GenBank genome assembly
AUGGCGUCGUCGUGCAUCCCGGGCGGCGGCAUCCGGCUGCCGGACCUGGAGAUGGUCAGGGCCUCGCCGCCGCCGGCGCCGCCCAGGCCGGCGCACUCCGCGGCGUCCUCCACGCUCUCGGAGGCGUCCAACGCGUCCGCGGCCUCCUCCUCGGCCACCUCGUCGUCGGUGGCGGCGUCGCUGUCGCUCAACCGCCCGCGCACGCCGCGGAAGCGGCCCAGCCAGACGUACAACGAAGCAGCGGCGCUGCUCGCGUCCAUGUACCCCUCCGUCUUCCCGGUCGCCAGGGGCAAGGGGGCCACCGACGCGGCGGCGCCGCCCCGCCUCCUCGGCCUCGCCUCCGCGCUCGCCGACGACCCGUCCUAUUCCGACCUCCUCCCGCCGUUCCCCGUCCCCGGCGGCGAGGCCGCCUUCCUCCUCCGCGACCUGCCGCCGCCGCCUCUGACGCCGCGGAGCCCCGCGGCCGCCGCUGCCAGGGGCUGCCCGUCGCCUGCGGCCGUCAGCAGCGUCUUCAACGAGUUCCGCGACCCGGCGCCGUCCCCUGCGACCCCUGACGAUGCUGCGGCGGCGCCUGACGAGCCCGGGGAGCUCGACUUCGACGAUGACGACGGAUUCGACGCCGACUCUAUCCUGUGCGGCGUCGACGAGGGCGCGGCCGAGGGCAUCGAUGGCAUCAUGGGUAAGCUCUCCAUGGAAAACAACGGGAAGUCCGUGUCAAGCUCAAGCGUCAACUCCAACCUGCCCAGAUGCAAGAUGAUGCACCCUUACCUCAGGAACCUUAUGGUGCUCGGGCUCAGCUUCCGGCACGAUCAGAGUGUCAUCAAUCAAGCGCUGAAGCGGCAUAGCGUCGAUCCUGAAUGGUGGAUGUGCCCUGCCAUACCUGUGAAAGACAUUUCGCCGGCACCACCGCCUUCAGUGGCAAUGUCUAAAGUGACAGACAAGAAGAAGACUAAGAAGAAGUCGCUGGGGACAAUAUACGAGGAGGGGAGUCCUGAGUCUGCCAAUGGCGACACUGGAGCUUUGGCACUGCCAGAGACAGGAUACACUGGAGCUUUAGCACUGCCAGAGACAGGAUUGGGGCUGAGCUUGAACACUGACGGGGUGCUCAAGGCGUGGCGUGGCAGAGGCUCUGUGUUCGCUGAUGGCAAUGGGCCUGACUUGCCAUUGUCCUCUGCUCAUGUGGUAGUUAAACAUGAAGACAGUGAUCUCUUCCCAAAGAAUGGUACCAGCGCUGUUAUCAGGGAAGGCAACAUUCUAAAGAUGCAGCGCAAGCAGAAGCCGUGCACUCCCCUUCCCUCUAAUAAGCAGAGUCGGUACUACCGGCCUCGGGUCAAGCGUUAUAGCGCGGCAGAUGUAGAGAUGCCUGUAGAGUGGCAUAGCUGUCAUGUGAGUGAAGUCUGGGAUGAGCAAUAA